AUGAACCAGGCGCAGCCCGUCCGCACCGGCGACGUCUACCCACCGACUGCCGCCAAGCGAGAGGCGAGCCACGAGCGGGACAAGAUCAUUGGACAAGGCCAGCAGCGGUGCAACGACCUGCAUGUCGAGGAGACAACUCUUCCCGCCGGCAGACGCAUGGUCACCGCCAGCGCGGGGGCCAGGUACCCGGUGAUGGCACAGUUCGCCGUGCCGGUGCCGGGGGCCACGGACGCGGUCACCAUCGCCGAGGCCAUCGACGCGGCGGCGCAGACGCCGGCGGGCGACAAGCCGGUGGACCUCGAGGACGCGGCGGCGGCGCAGGCCGCGGAGAUGCGCGCCACGGGGCUGCGCGGCGGCGUGGCGGCCCGCGCGCAGCAGGCCCGGGAGACGAACGCGAAGCGAGCGGCGGAGGGCGGCGGCGGCGACAAGCAGGUGACGCUCAGGGACGUGGUGCGUGGCGCCGCCGGGGCGCCGAUGCCCGCCGACAAGGUGGCCACGAGGGAGGACGCCCAGAUGGUGGCGGCUGCCGCGGCGCGCAACGUGGGGAAGGGGGCCGGCGCCGGACCAAAAAAAGCAGAAAACCACAAUUGGCCCAGACCAAAAAAAAAAACAAAAAAACAACUAAAAAUGGCCUAUGCAGGUCUCGAACCUGCGACCUUCGCGUUAUUAGCACGACGCUCUAACCAACUGAGCUAA
Miscanthus lutarioriparius is the source of this 696-nucleotide messenger RNA. The record is from the annotation of a GenBank genome assembly. NCBI's taxonomy places the organism in Eukaryota, Viridiplantae, Streptophyta, Magnoliopsida, Poales, Poaceae.